CAACUUGGUUUGUGACAGACGUGUUUUUUUUCGUAUCAUAUGCUUUAUUUUAACCUGAAAUAAUCACGAUGUCCAAAAGAAAAGUAAGCAAAGACAAGACGAAUGCAGGGAGUCAAGAAGAGGAGGCUAAAAACAAAGAACCAACCAUCAAAAAAGACACGCCUGUUCUUCCAGCUGAUGCCAAGGAAGGUCAAGAUCCUAAACACAAGUCGCCGUCCGUUGCUGCGCUGCCCAUCACUGAUGGAUGGAGUGCAGGAGGUGAAACUGUGAUAGACUCUGCAAAGGCGUGGUCCCAGAUAUGCAAUAAACUGGAGCAGGAUGAGAGAGAUUUCUUCUACACCCAGUGUUUGAAGGUUCUUGGCUGGAAAAUAAGUGAGAAAAUGGUCAAACUGCUGUACCGGCUCCUACCAGGCCUGAAGCGUCUGGAGAAGUUUUCUUUUUCUAACACAAGAAUGAGCAGUGAGAUGUUCACUUCCCUCAUCAACACAAUCCCCUUGUGCACGAGUCUGAGGGAGGUGACGUUGGACGGCAACCCUCUUCCAAAUCACUGCUAUCACCUGCUCUUGUCGGACGAAUGCUCCCUGACUCACGUACGGCUGCGAAACAACCAGAUAUCGGACGAAGGCGCCGCUCUGAUCGGUUGCGCUCUCUCCACUCCCAAGUCGACCAACAAGACACUGCUGUCACUCAGUCUGGCCUUUAACAAUAUUGGGGAUGUUGGUGCUGGACACAUCGCCAAGGGUCUUCGACUUAAUCGCACGCUGUUGUUUCUGUCGUUGGCCAACAAUUCGAUCGGAGACGCUGGAGCAGCUCAACUGGCAGCGGUAUUUUCUGAGUUUGCGCUCACUCAUGAUGAAAUUAUGGAGAGGAGGCGUCUCAUUUUUGACAAACUGCAAAUGCCUGCAGCUGAGGUCGAAGUGCCUGUCCAGCCCAGUGAAACGUUUUCACCCACCGACUUGCUUCCCGCUGUGCCAGACAGCUCUUCCCCUGUCAACAAAGCCAACGCCAAGAAACCUGACAGCAAAGCUGACGAGAAGCUCAAAAAACCUCCCAAAAAUAACAAGAAAGCUGAGAUGAAGCUGCCUCCGUCUAAAAUCACCAAGCCUCCACCUAGACCAAUAACAGAUGAGGAAUUCAUCACACCCCCGGAAGAGAAGGAGGAUGUGAGAGCGAAGGUGAACAUACUGCUGGACAAAACUGGCCGGCGGAGGGAUGGAGAGAUUUUUCUGCCCGGCAACACAUGUCUGGCCUCACUGAACCUCUCAGGAAACCACUUGACGGAGAAGUCGUUGGCUCACUUCCUGAGGUCCCUGCAGGAACAGGCUCCUGUCGGUGUGCUGCGUCUGUGUCUACAGAGAAACAACUUCCCUCUCAGCUGUCCCACUUUCGAAAUGAUCGAGGAGCUGAUGAGCUACAGAGACCCGAUCAUCAACAAACUCUUCACAGAGGAACACGCCUAAAUGGAUGGUUUUCUUUCUCUCAGCCAACAUGAGACUGUUUUGUGUCUACGAGGUGAACCAACGCAUGAGACAUCUGUUCACCCAAG
This is a messenger RNA of Synchiropus splendidus (mandarinfish), 1546 nucleotides long. It is a transcript of the gene lrrc71, whose product is annotated as leucine rich repeat containing 71. The transcript is spliced from 17 exons. The record is from RefSeq and is a predicted model, not a curated record. Gene Ontology annotation, molecular function: protein binding. NCBI's taxonomy places the organism in Eukaryota, Metazoa, Chordata, Actinopteri, Syngnathiformes, Callionymidae. The coding region runs from base 69 to 1460 and encodes 463 amino acids.